AUGGCCUCGCCCGGGUCGGGGCCGGCCCGGGACGCUGGAGUCCACGUGCCGCGUGACCCCGGGGAGGCCGAGCUGGCCUUCGACGCCGGGACCUACCCGCUGGGCAUCUGCCUGGCGGACGUGUCGGUGGUGGGCGUGGCGCAGCACAGCGCCUUCCCCACGGCGACCGUGCGGGUCGGCGCUGGCGGGGCAACGGAGGACGGCGGCGCGGAGGGUGGCGGCGCGGCCGCCACGACCCCGGCCCCGUCUGCCCCGCCGCCCUGCUUCCAGCCCCUGCCAGGGAGCCAGCCGGCGCUGCACUGCCUGCUACACCGCCAGCUGGCAGGCGGCCGCGGCGAGCGCGCGCUGGCGCUGGCGCGCUGGUACGCCGCCGCGCCGCACUUCCCCCGGUCCGCCGAGUGGCUGCUGUUCACCGCGCUGGAGGGUGUUCAGAAAGCGGCGGCGUGCCUGCUGGUGAUCAACCACCUGGAGGGCCCCGGCACCGCCCAGAACCUGGCGGUGCAGGUUGUGCGCGAGGCGGUACGCUCGCAGCGGUACGCGCUGGCCGCAGAGGCCAUCCGCUUCCUCACGCCGCCGGGGGAGGAGGGCCUGCUGCAGGCCGUGGGCCUCGUGGGGCGGCAGGGCGCCGCGGGCGUGGCCGCCGCGCGCCGCGCCUCGCUGGCGGGCGCGGGCGGCAGAGGACCUGACGGCACGGGGACGCCGGGCGCGGGCCUGGCCGGCUGGCUGUGGUCGUGGUGGGGCGGCGCGGGCGAGGCUGGCGGGGCCGGGACGGCGCGCGUCGGCGAGCCGUCCGACGCCGCGCCCCCGACCCUAGAGCGGUCGAGCGGGGCGGCCCCGGCGCCGCUGCGCCGGCACAGCUCGUCGCGCCAGGUCAGCGCCUCGCUGGAGACGCUGGACUCGCUGACGCCGCUGGUGGACGUCUGGGACCUGCUGGCCGGCCACGCGCGGGCGCUGGUGGAGGACGCCGCGUACGCGCGCCUGGCGGGCUUCAGCGCCGCGCUGCGUGCGCUGCCGGGCACCUCGCUGGCGACGCUGCUGGGCGGCACGGGCGGGACGUGGGCGGCGCUGCUGCAGGUCGCGCCGGUCCUGCGCGCAGCGCUGGGGGCGCCGGGCGAGGGCGAGGGCGGUGGAUCGGAGGUGGGCGGGGCGGUGACAGCCGACGGCGACGGUGCCCCGGGAGCGCCGGGGAGUCGAUGA
Messenger RNA from Auxenochlorella protothecoides, 1197 nucleotides. RefSeq lists its product as hypothetical. The transcript is spliced from 4 exons. Gene Ontology annotation, cellular component: Golgi membrane; cytosol; Ric1-Rgp1 guanyl-nucleotide exchange factor complex. Gene Ontology annotation, biological process: retrograde transport, endosome to Golgi; intracellular protein transport. The coding region runs from base 1 to 1197 and encodes 398 amino acids. The record is from RefSeq and is a predicted model, not a curated record. Lineage: Eukaryota; Viridiplantae; Chlorophyta; Trebouxiophyceae; Chlorellales; Chlorellaceae.